Messenger RNA from Phragmites australis (common reed), 1056 nucleotides. RefSeq lists its product as uncharacterized. The transcript is spliced from 6 exons. The record is from RefSeq and is a predicted model, not a curated record. Bases 98 to 613 code for a protein of 171 amino acids. Gene Ontology annotation, biological process: vesicle-mediated transport; endoplasmic reticulum organization. Gene Ontology annotation, cellular component: endoplasmic reticulum membrane. NCBI's taxonomy places the organism in Eukaryota, Viridiplantae, Streptophyta, Magnoliopsida, Poales, Poaceae.
CGCCUUCUGCUAACUGUUCUCUCUCUAUCUCUCUCUCUCUCUUUCUCUCUCUCUCUACGGCGAAGCAACCCCAUCCCUGUCGUCAUCAGUCCCGACGAUGCAGCAGCGGCGAGGCGCCUCCGGCCGGCCGUCAGGCACGGACGGCUCCGACUUCUCCUACCGCAUGGUCGUCGACUCCCGGUACCAGAGGGUCGCCAACGGAAGAUCCCGCCUCGCCCGCCUCAUCCUCGUGCAGGCAUUGCACCAGGUGGCCGGGGGCGCGCUGCUUCUGCUCUCGUUGUCCAAGGGGGCGGAGGCUAACAAGUUCGCCGUGCUGUCCGUGGCUGCGGGACUGCUGGCAAUUGUGGUGGGCGAAUUAGGGCGGAGGCGGACUAUGGCAGUGCUGCUUCGGCUGUACACAAGCUUGUCAUCGAUUGCUGUUGCAUUCUCAGUGACGUGCAUUAUUCGGUCAGAAUUGUUCUUAAAGGUUACAAAGCAAAACACUGCAGCCAUAACAAGCUAUGAACUGUUUGAUGCGGUUCAUGUUGCUCUUGGUGUCCUGUUGCAAAUGGUGAUUAUAGCUACAACUACCAGGCUUCUGCAAAAUAUGUCUCCUCCCAAGAAAGCUUCAUGAAUGAUGCCAUUGUAGACGUGCUUUACCAUUAAAAAGGAUUCAAAUUCCAAGGUAAGUGCUAGUCGAGUGCUCUAGACAUGUAAGGAGAUUAGAGGCGUCGCGAGCGUGGAGAGGAAGGAGGUGAAAAGUCACCAUCGACACUAGGCGACAUGAGGGGAGAGGCAAAAGAGGUCGCGGACUGUGUCGUCACUUGGGCCAUAGCUCAACCUGGGCCACACAUCGUAGAUCCGACGACUCCGGAUGACCCAGUUAGGGUGGACAACGGUCAACAAUAUUUGCAAUCUGGCCCCUCAUUUGGAUUGCGAAUAUUCUCUGCGAUACAAGUAUUUUCAUAAACCCCCUAAAUCGGAUCGAUAUUACUCCCCAUGACCGAAAUAUUUGUAUAAACCCCCCUAAGUCGGAUCGCGACUAUUCUCUGUGAUCCAAGUUUGCACAUACCACCA